Molecule: messenger RNA, 2231 nt
Organism: Triticum urartu
Lineage: Eukaryota; Viridiplantae; Streptophyta; Magnoliopsida; Poales; Poaceae
Gene: SGS3
Product: XS domain-containing protein / XS zinc finger domain-containing protein-like protein
Biological process (GO): defense response to virus; regulatory ncRNA-mediated gene silencing
Source: RefSeq, a predicted model, not a curated record
ACCCUCCCUCCGGGGUCUCACAGUUCAUUUAGAGUCACCUCCCCCCUAAAACCCACAUCGCGGGCGGAGCAGAGGACGACGCAAACCCUCGCGAUGUCCGGCGAUCGACGCGGCGGCGGGCCUCCAGGCAACGGCGAAAACCCCGGGGGUGGCUGGGAGACUAUUGAGAAGAAGAAGAAACUAGGGCAAACAUCUGGGAGGGGACAAUGGGCACCAUGGGGUUCAUCCUCAAAUGCUCCACCUACUACAGCACGUCAAGCUUGGAAUGGCAAUGGAUCUUCACGUUCUUCAGGAAACAAUUGGGCUCAACCUUCUGAUCGUAGGUCUGCUGCCAGAGGUAAUCCCAGGGCAUCAUCACAAACAAAGUCUACAGAGCCAGAAUUGCAAGCACCAAACCCAGUUGUGACUCCACCCCUGGCAAAUGGUUGGCAGUGGGCAUCCAGGCCUCGCCCAUCUGGUCCUGAAAGCAGCAAGGAUGAUGUUGCUUCAUCUGGUUUAGACCCUGAGGCGAAUAAUCCUGAAGUUGAGGAUUCAUCAGAUGAUGAUAAUGAUGAUGAUAUGAGCGAUGACUAUGAUUCUGAUGCAUCUGAGAAAAGUUUUGAGACACGAAAAAUGAAUAAGUGGUUCAAGAGUUUUUUUGAAGUCAUCAAUACCUUAAGUGUCGAUCAGAUACAUGAGCACACUAGGCAAUGGCAUUGUCCGGCAUGCAAAAAUGGACCAGGAGCAAUUGACUGGUUCAAAGGGCUGCAAUCUUUGGUGACACAUGCUAGAACAAAGGGUUCUAAGAGGGUUAAGCUCCACAGGGAAUUGGCUGCAUUGCUUGAAGAGGAGAUGUCUCGCAGGGGAUCUUCUGUGGUACCAUCUGGUGAGCAAUUUGGGAAAUGGAAAGGAUUGCGAGAAAGCACUGACCGGGAGAUAGUAUGGCCACCAAUGGUCAUCGUGAUGAACACCCUACUUGAAAAAGAUGAAGAUGAUAAGUGGUUAGGCAUGGGCAACCAAGAACUUCUUGAGUAUUUCAGUGAUUAUGCUGCGACCAAAGCACGCCAUGCAUAUGGUCCAGGUGGGCACCGUGGCAUGAGUGUGCUAAUAUUUGAAAGCUCUGCUGUGGGCUAUAUGGAGGCAGAACGUCUUCAUAAGCAUUUUAUUGAUCAAAGAACAGACAGGGACACUUGGCAGAAUCGCAGGGUUCCUUUCUUACCUGGUGGGAAGAGACAAUUAUACGGUUUCCUAGCCAGAAAGGAAGACAUGGAGACUUUCAAUAGACACUGCCAAGGGAAAAGCCGCCUGAAAUACGAGAUGAGAUCUCAUAAUGAGAUGGUAGUGGCCCAGAUGAAGCAAAUGAGCGAAGAUAAUCAACAACUCAAUUAUCUGAAGAACAAGGUGGUUAAGACAGAGCAGCGCUCUAAAGUUGUAGAAGAAACCCUGGGUGUUAUUACGCAGAAACUUCGAGAGACUAUGGAAGAGAAUAUAUUCGUCAGGAGUAAAGCUAAAGAGAAGCACUCUGAGUAUGAGGAAGAGAUGAAAUCCCAGGAAAAAUUCUUCCAUGAUCAGAUAGAGAACAUUCACAAGGCCACAGAAGACAAGGAAAGCGAGUUUGAGAGAUUGCUGCAGGAGGAGCGUGCAAAGGCUAGACAGUGUGAUGUGGAUUCUGGGACUACUGAAAAUCGCAGGCUAAGGAAGGAACAGGUACAGCGGUUCAUAGAGUGCCAGGUUAAGGACGUGCAGGAGUUUGAGGCUGAAAGGGACGAAAUGAUAAAAGCGCACGAGGAGAAGAAGGUGCAGCUGAAGAAAGAGUACAUGGCAAAGGAGGUGGAGCUCGAGAAGGAGUUUGAUGCUGCUCUCACCGGUUUGAUGGAGAAACAUAGGCCAGGCACCUUCCAGGCCUCCAGCUCCAGCCCGUGAAGAUUCACAGCUAUCUGAGAUUUGCCUUCUGCAUAACGACAUCUAAAGAUGCAAGACCAUAUGUGGUGCAUGAUUAGGAAUCCUGAACUUGAUUGAACCUGUAUGGGUGGUUAUAUGGCCAUGAUUAGGAAACCUGAACUUGUCUGAGUGUCAAGUGUCAGUAGCAUGUUUUACACCACUAUCUAAUGACUGCCUGGGGAGCAAGCGUCGAAUCCCUUCUUGAACAUGUUAACUGUAAUGUCAUCUUGUUGUGCUUUAUGUUGAACUUCGGUCUGGCGGGCGGCAUUGAUUGAGUGAAAAUAUAGACAAGUAAUUUGGGAUGGAGUUAA